ACUGCAGGGACUCCUCCCCUCCCUCUGCAGAGUUGGGAGCCCAGUUCCCCCCUCCCGUUUGUGAGACCAGCUCGCUUUGACAGCCAACACUGGCGCAGAGUCUCAGCCUAAAUCUUUACCACAUUUUCUAGCAUAGAGCGAAAACUCAGACCGACUCUUUUCACUCAUCCUCUUCCGGAGAAAAGCGCUGGAGCGGCCUCGUCUAGAAUGGGGAACAGAGACGACGAAUACGAUUUCUUGUUCAAAGUUGUGUUAAUCGGUGACUCAGGCGUAGGGAAGAGCAACCUGCUCUCUCGAUUCACGCGGAACGAAUUCAAUCUGGAGAGCAAAAGCACCAUUGGUGUGGAGUUUGCCACACGCAGCAUCCAGGUGGAUGGCAAGACGAUAAAGGCUCAGAUCUGGGACACGGCAGGACAGGAACGCUACAGAGCCAUCACUUCGGCAUACUACAGAGGAGCAGUGGGAGCGCUGUUAGUGUACGACAUAGCCAAACAUCUGACUUACGAGAACGUGGAGCGCUGGCUGAAGGAGCUAAGGGACCACGCCGACAACAACAUCGUCAUCAUGCUGGUUGGCAACAAAAGUGACCUGCGCCACCUCAGAGCCGUGCCCACAGACGAAGCCCGCGCCUUCGCAGAGAAGAACAAUCUGUCAUUCAUAGAAACAUCAGCCUUGGACUCAACAAAUGUUGAAGAAGCCUUCAAGAAUAUCCUAACAGAAAUAUACCGCAUCGUAUCACAAAAACAAAUAGCUGAGCGGUCUGCCCACGAUGAGUCCCCUGGGAACAACGUGGUGGACAUCAGCGUUCCACCGACCACCGAUGGCCAGAGGGGGAGCAAACUACAGUGCUGUCAAAACCUGUAACCCAUGGCAACAGUGCCAUUUCACCUGGGUCAAUUAUUAGUUGAAAUCCACAGUGUCCAUAUGGUUUCAUUUACCCUAGAUGCAUCUUUAUCUGAAUCUGCUUCUUCUUCUUUUUUUAGUAAUUUGAAUCGGUUCCAUCAUGUUACAAAUGAUGAGUCCCAGAGAGAAUAGUUGGAUUUCAGUUAGUAAUCUGGCCCAGGUAGUGUCUGGUGCAAAAACAGGACUGAGGGAACAACAUAUGCAGCUACCACCAUGAGUGAAGCCUGAUGGCAUAGCGGUGGAGCCUAAUAUGAAACCGUGUAAGUCUAGACGUCUGUUUGGUAGAUGGUUAUUGCUGCAACCUGGAGCGGCUCGGGUUUUAAACCCUCACCCGUAUCAGCAGUCCUGCUUUUGGGCUUCUCUCCUAGUUCAGUCAUCAUCUCCAAAGUGGUUGUGACGCUGCUGAUGCUCAUUUCAUUUUGUGUAAAAUAUGUUCUGUUUUGUUUUGAUAGCUUGCUCACAUCCAUUAUAUUAAUGCCAUGAAAUUAAAUAUUAAAUUUUACAAUAUUG
Messenger RNA from Nothobranchius furzeri (turquoise killifish), 1413 nucleotides. RefSeq names its product RAB11B, member RAS oncogene family, b (gene rab11bb). NCBI's taxonomy places the organism in Eukaryota, Metazoa, Chordata, Actinopteri, Cyprinodontiformes, Nothobranchiidae. Gene Ontology annotation, cellular component: Golgi apparatus; recycling endosome. Gene Ontology annotation, molecular function: GTPase activity; GTP binding. Gene Ontology annotation, biological process: constitutive secretory pathway; regulated exocytosis. The record is from RefSeq and is a predicted model, not a curated record.